GAUAGCAACUAAACAUUACUUCCACCAACAAAUCUAUUCAACACGCUCAGCAGACAGAUAUUACCUUAUUUUGAUUUGAUGUAGGAGAUUUGACGAGUUUUUUAGGCGGUGCCAUAGAUUCAAAUUGUGACAGGGAUAUGGCAGCGUGGCAUUUCCUCAAACAGUUAACGUGCACCGUUGGUGCUCAUUCUCCCACCCUCUCCCGCCGCCUCGGACACUACUCAUCACUCGUUCCCCUUCUCUCCAACCAUCACAAAAUCUUUAGGUACCAAUGGCUUCCCCAUUUUCACGUCAAUCUUCAUGCAAAGUUUUCCACAACUCUAUCAGACACGUCCUUGGCUUCACCAGUUCCUUAUACUUCCGUUCUGAUUCACUGUCCUAAAGACACUGCAGAUGUGCUUGCAGAAGCUCUUUUAUGCUUUGGUGCAAGUUCUGUUAGUAUGGAUCAAGAUGAUGUCUCUCAAAGUAUUGAUGAGAUUUGCAUUAGUUCAAUAUUUCAUGAAGUUGAGGAUAUAAAUGUGAGCAUUUCACAUGCUGCUGAUUCUAUUGGUUUGAAGGAGAUACCAAGAUAUGUGGUUAAAACUAAUGAGGAGGACUGGGUGAAGAAAUCUCAGGAAUCAUUUCAUCCAGUUCAAGUUACUGAAGGCCUAUGGGUGGUGCCCAAGUGGUGCACUCCACCAGAUGUUCAAGCAACAAAUAUAUUUGUCAAUCCAGGACUUGCCUUUGGAACUGGAGAACACAGCACUACCAAACUCUGUCUAUUACUCUUACAAGGUUAUAUUAAAGGAGGUGAGCACAUUCUGGACUAUGGCACAGGAACUGGAAUUCUUGCAAUUGCUGCUCUUAAGUUUGGAGCUGCCUUUGCUGUUGGAGUUGAUGUAGAUUCACAAGCAAUUGCAUCAGCAUCGGAAAAUGCUUCCCUGAACAACAUCGGACCAGACAAACUGCAACUGCACCUGGUUUCCUGCAAAGCCUCUUCAUCCUCCCAAAAUGACUUGACAUUUGGAGUUAUGGAGGGACAAAACACUUGUGAGAUACAAGCAGUCAUUACUCACAGGGAUAAGUUUGAUGUGGUCAUUGCAAAUAUACUCUUAAAUCCUUUACUGGAUCUUGCUGAUCAAAUUAUUUCUUUAGCAAAGCCUGGAGCAGUUGUUGGUCUCUCUGGUAUCUUAUCUGAGCAGGUCCAGUACAUCGUAGAAAGAUAUUCACCAUUUUUGGAAGGCAUAGAAGUGUCCAAAAUGGAUGACUGGGCCUGCGUGAGUGGCAGAAAAAAGUAGAUAGAUAUUUGAAUGUGAGAUAACUCAUUAAGUCACUUGGACAUGCACUUUGGAAUGAUCAAUUUGUCUUUGGUUGUUGUAAUUCAGUUUCCAAGCAGAAAAUUACAGUAUAAGAAAAGGCACCCCAAAGAGUAUAAGAGUAGUAAUGUUACUUGUCGAACAAUUUGUGUAAUACAAUUUUUGUGUUUAUCUCUUUCCAUCACUUCAUUUAUUAUAGAGAUAUUAAUAAUGAAGAGAGACAAAUACAAAAGUAGUAUUGUACAAGUUGUAUAAUUUUUGUUGUAUAUAUAGCAUUUCUCAAAGUUUAAUACCCUGACUGAAAAGGAAAUCACAUUUGGUAUCAAAGCAUGAGUUUGAAAAUUCAUUAUUA
Molecule: messenger RNA, 1647 nt
Organism: Cajanus cajan (pigeon pea)
Lineage: Eukaryota; Viridiplantae; Streptophyta; Magnoliopsida; Fabales; Fabaceae
Product: ribosomal protein L11 methyltransferase-like protein
Biological process (GO): peptidyl-lysine trimethylation
Cellular component (GO): mitochondrion
Molecular function (GO): protein-lysine N-methyltransferase activity
Source: RefSeq, a predicted model, not a curated record